UNGCUUCUCGUAUACAAGCUCUAAGGUAUUUGUUCGUUCGGUGGGGCAUUGACAUGGCGAAAAUGGCGGUGUUUGUGGGGGAAUCAGGCGACACUGAUUACGAAGGGCUGCUCGGAGGACUUCACAAGAGCGUUGUUCUAACGGGGGUGUCUUGCAGCGCAAGCAAUGCCUUGCACGCUAACCGGAGCUAUCCUCUCACCGAUGUGAUCUCCUUAGAGAGCAGCAACGUGGUUCACGCACCGGCAGAUUCGGAUGUUCGUGAUGCCCUGAAGAAACUAGAGCUUAUCAAGGAGUGAGAGCCUGAAAUAAGAGGAACAGAAUUCCAAUCAUCAAUGGUUGGUACCAAAUGCGAACUAUCUUUUUCAGUUGACCACAUGGUUUGGUUUGUUUUCUAUCUUCGUCGUACAUAAGCUGCCGGAAAUACCAAACUCUUCUCCAUAUGGUUGUCUUUUUGACACCCACCGGAUUUUACUAAAUUUAUGCAAAGUAUUUGUAAUAAAUAAUACUAAUAAAAAGAAAAAGAGGAUGUUCCCGGUAUUUAAUUAA
This is a messenger RNA of Camelina sativa (false flax), 546 nucleotides long. The record is from RefSeq and is a predicted model, not a curated record. Lineage: Eukaryota; Viridiplantae; Streptophyta; Magnoliopsida; Brassicales; Brassicaceae.